GUUCAAUGAUCAUCUGCCAGUGAACUUUAUUGCAUUUAAUAUAACAAAAAAAUUAAGUGAUUUUAAAAAAAUAUUAAGAAAAUAAUUGCAAAAAGGAAUUAAAAGUGGAAGUGCAGAAAAUUGCAAGAAACAAAUAAAAAUUUUUUGAAAGAAAUUAAAAAAUAAAAUAUAAAAAAAUGAAAUUCACAGUGUGUGCUUUAAUUGUGCUAAUUGCCGUCAGUGCAACAAAUGCCGAGGAUCUUUACAAUCAAGGAACACGUGCACUUUUGCGUGUCUAUGAGGAAUGUACCCGCUCAGAAUUUGGAAUGUCAGGAUGUCUCAAGAAAAAGGCAAUUAAUAUUAUCGAUCGUGUAGGACGCAUGGAUACAUUCGCAGUUAACGAUGGAUUUAAAAUUGUGAAAAAUCAAAAUGCACCAGAAGUGAAGCCAAUUAGUGAAAAUGAAUUGGAACAGACACUCCCACGUGGAAUUGAAGCUCGCGAUGAGGCACUUACCGAAUUACUCGUUGAAAGAAUUGCAAAAUUCUUCAAUGCACGUACAAUUCAAAUUGAAUUUCCAAAAUUGUCAAAUGAGGAAUUGGGACGUAGCUUAGAAGAAGGUCGUGGUAAAAUGAAGAAAAUGAUGUCGAUGAUGAUGGCUGGAUUCAUGAUGAAAAUGUUGUCGAUGGUUCCAAUUGCUAUCGCUGGUCUUUACGUCCUUGCUGGAAAAGCUUUGAUUGUUUCAAAGAUCGCCCUUCUGCUUGCUGGUAUCAUUGGAUUGAAGAAGAUUGUAAGUCAGAAACAAGCACCAGCACAUUCAGCUGGAUGGCAACAAGGUGGUUCUGGAUGGGAACGAUCGAUUGACACACCAGAAACAGCACAAAAUAUUGCUUAUCGUGGACAUCCUAAGCAGCAAUAAGCAACUCUAAAUCUAAUUUCCAACUUCCUUCUAUUGCCUUCAUAACAUUUAAGAGUGUUUCACGCUUUUUCUAUCAUCGAAGUCUUUUAUUGUUCAGCAUACUUAAAUUAACCUGCCUAACAGUUUUCUCCCUCCUGCUUGUACUUCAUACCAUUCUUUCACUUUCUUUCUAUUACUUUAAUUCUUUUAUUGAUCUCAAACUACAAAAUAACUGAGCUUUAUUUUAUAUAUUUUUAUGCCUAUCUACUUAGUUGUGG
Messenger RNA from Chironomus riparius, 1153 nucleotides. The record is from the annotation of a GenBank genome assembly. Lineage: Eukaryota; Metazoa; Arthropoda; Insecta; Diptera; Chironomidae.